Molecule: messenger RNA, 1032 nt
Organism: Aspergillus clavatus NRRL 1
Lineage: Eukaryota; Fungi; Ascomycota; Eurotiomycetes; Eurotiales; Aspergillaceae
Product: checkpoint protein HUS1 family protein
Exons: 5
Coding region: 1-1032 (343 amino acids)
Biological process (GO): nucleotide-excision repair; mitotic DNA replication checkpoint signaling; telomere maintenance
Cellular component (GO): site of double-strand break; checkpoint clamp complex; nucleolus
Source: RefSeq, a predicted model, not a curated record
AUGCGGUUCCGAAGUCAACUGACGAACAUCGUUACCUUCAGCAAGCUCACAGCAUCCCUCGCAUCCCUGGGCAAAGUCUGCUGGAUGCGCCUGGAAGAUGGCAUCGUGCGAUUGACCAUCAUCCCAGACCAGGGCACCCAAGUCUGGGCCCAGCUACCAAUUGACGCCAUCUUCGAUGAAGCAAGCUACACCCUACAAUCCAACUCCGGCGUGAUCAACCUCGAAGUGCCGAUCGGCGCGCUCCACCGCGCCCUCCGCUCCGCCACAGGCGCGCACUCCGCCCAACUCCGACUCACGCAGAAAGGCAACAUCCCACUGCUCGCGCUCACCAUCCUCUCGUCCUCGUGGACAAAGGGCACCAACGCGCUGGGGAUCAGCGACGCGGCGCCUGCCCAUGGCGGCAACAGCAGCAGCAGCAGCAGCAGCACGCCGUCCGGGCCGCGCGAGCGCGAAACCGUCAUCACGCAGGAAGUCCCCGUGAAGGUGCUCCAUGAGUCCGCGGUGCGAGGGCUGCACGAGCCGCGGUGCCGCGACCCGGACGUGCACAUCAUCCUGCCGAGCCUGGUGUCGCUGAAGAACAUCUCUGAGCGGUUUGCGAAGCUGGCUGCGGACGCGAAGCCGGCGGCGGGCGGGGUGGUCGGGUCGGUGCUGGCGGCGCCGAAGCUGGAGUUGUCGGCGAACAUGCACGGGUCGCUGAAGCUGGCGAUUGCGACGGAUGCGCUGUGUAUCUCGAGUGUGUGGAGUGAUUUGGUGAAUCCGCCGCUGGACCCGGCGCAGCUGGGUGAGGCGGAGAUCGGGGAGUUGCCGAGUGAGAGGAUGAGGGCGCUGGGGAGUGACGACGAGGCCGGCUGGGCGAAGGUGCGGAUUGAUGCGAAGGAUUGGGGGCGGGUGUUGAGUGUGGGCAGGUUGAGUCCGAAGGUGGUUGCUUGUUUCAUUCAUGAUACGGCGCUCAUCCUGUACGUGUAUCUGCCAGGGAGCUGGAAUGCGGAGGAUUCGUGUUUGACGUACUACAUCAAUUCUUACGCGGCCUGA